AUGGUCAAUCAGCCGUCACCAUCGGCCACUUUCUCGGCCAAACGAGUAGCUGCAUGCGUGCCAUGCCACCAGCGAAAGGUUCGGUGUGAUGCAGCCGCCGUAGGAGUCCCAUGCUCUCGAUGCGUGUCCAAAGACCGAGCCCAGCAAUGCAUUCUAGUCCCGCCGCGACCGACUCGGAGCUCAAAGAAGCUGUCGCAUGCCCGAGUAGGCAGAGGCAAUGGCCGAGGAUCCUUGCGUGGGAUCAAUCGGGAUAGACACCGCGAAGAGACUCCGCAGCAUGGAACUUAUGCUUCUCCUUCAGUAAUAGCUCGCAGUUCUACUGAGGCGAAUGAGUACCAACAUGAAAGCAAUGGGGAAUCUUUUCACAAUGCAAACCAAGAUAUCCCGGCUGGCUCAGAAGGCAGUUCCCAUAUCUCGCCACCGAUUUCGGUGAGAACAGGGGCGGAUCAGCACCCUGAGAGAUCCACAGAUGCCUUGAUUGGAAUUUCAUAUCAGUGUUCAGAGGAAGAUGCCCAAGUCCAGACUCUGCAUCGGAUGGCCGAUGAAAGCAACCAGGCGCACUUGUCCGUUUCAACAACAGGCGACUCCAACUCCCCGCAUAACAAACAAGUAGUGGAAUACUUCGAUCGGCUGAAUACAGUAGCUAUUCUGAAUGACGCACUAGGCCACCGCCAGCGAAAAAGAUUAGUCCAUGUAGACUUGUCCGGCCCCGAAUAUACAACAGCCAAGAAACGCGAGCUGGCCGGACUUGAUUUGUCCGAAGUUGCCUACUUGGAUACAAAAAGAGUCUUUGAAAAGCCGCCAAGACAUGCAUGCCUUGCCCUCUUGCGUCUCUGGUUCGAGCACGUCUAUCCUUAUACUCCUGUCGUAGAUCGAGUCCGAUUCUGCAGCGAAUUCAUCGACGACAGCUGCUCCCAUUUCCUCCUCUACGCACUGCUUGCCAAUGUGACCCCGUAUGCCUCGGACGAUCUCGUCCAGGCCGCAGGGUACUCGGAUAGAUUUGCAGCACAGCGAAGUUUUGUGCAAAAGGCCGGCCUGCUCCACGAUUUUGGAUGUGAGCGACGGCAGCUAACCCUCCUGCAAGGGUCUAUAGUUUUGAGCUCCUUUCAGUUUGGGUUUGCGCCGAGCAAGGAUUUUAGGUUUUGGCUUCACAAUGCCAUUCGCAUCGCCACCCAGAUGGGGCUUCAUCGAGACAAUCUGGGCGAGGAUCUCGACCCGGCUACCUAUCAGUUGUGCCGGCGGAUUUGGUGGCUUCUCUAUACGAGAGACGUACUGUUCAACGUUUCCGGGUAUCUGAACGCUCGGUGUAUCAACGAUUCAGAAACAGAUACUAGCAUAAUAACAGAAAACGACUGGGCCGAGGAUCCCAUUACUGAUCAAACUCGAGAUAUUUUACAACCAAUAAGCCCAGUCAAAAAACAAUACUUCAUCCAGAACUGUCAUCUUUCUAUUCUCACGGCCAAGUUUCUACGACUAUCGCGAAACAGCAACUUCUUGUUUUCUCGCACUACUACCCAUGAAUUUGCAGAAGAAGUCUCGGCAUGGCGCCGCCUACUUCCAGAUGACCUUUUACUAAACCGAGUCGGGUCGUGGGAUAGCACAAACGUGUGGAUCCUUAUUUUGUUGGCAUUCAGCUACAGACUCGAGUGCAUCUUCUAUCGAACCGUGAGAGAACACUUUCGCCAAAGCAGCGACACGGAGUAUCUUUCCUGGUGCAAACAGCAGCUGGUAAGCUGCGUAUUUGAGUUGGACACGGUGAUGAACAGACUUAUCGUUCAUGACCUGGUUCAUUACGCGCCGUCAUCUUUAAUCGUUUGUGCGUGCAAUCUACUCGCCUUCCAGAUCGAAAUCGCCCUCGAUACCUCGUCCGCAAAGUCGCAAAAGGUGAACGCGAGAGCUCGCAUCCACGCUACACUAGCCUAUUUCCGCGAUGUUGGCAAAACAUGGCUAAUUGCCCGCUGGACUUUUCGAGUCUCCGAAUGGGUAGUCCGACGCGCUGGGCUGAUGAUGAUGGAAUCAGACUUGCAUGUUGGUGAAAAGGAUGACCAUACUAAUAAUACAUUCGCAUAUCAAUCAAACCAUUCGAUAAAUAGUCACAAUAAUAAUAAUUAUAGUGCAGCCUACCAGCAGAAUCGCGAAGGUGAUAUGGAUUACUUGGACGGUCUGAAUUCGGCUCUCUUGGGAAAUGUGGAUGAUGGCAGUCCACCUGGGCCCUGGAUACACGAUUUCUUGGGAGAAAGCUUUUUCAAUCAGCUUGAUGAUGAGCUGUUUCAAUUUGUGUGA
This is a messenger RNA of Talaromyces rugulosus, 2283 nucleotides long. RefSeq lists its product as uncharacterized. The transcript is spliced from 6 exons. The record is from RefSeq and is a predicted model, not a curated record. Gene Ontology annotation, biological process: DNA-templated transcription; regulation of DNA-templated transcription. Gene Ontology annotation, molecular function: DNA binding; DNA-binding transcription factor activity, RNA polymerase II-specific; zinc ion binding. NCBI's taxonomy places the organism in Eukaryota, Fungi, Ascomycota, Eurotiomycetes, Eurotiales, Trichocomaceae. The coding region runs from base 1 to 2283 and encodes 760 amino acids.